CAAGCUUGUAUAGAAAGGCAUAUGUGCGAGAUCCAAGAUCAAACGAAUAUUUAUUGCACCAACAUUCUGUCAGGGAACUCUGACGAGACGAGAACUAGUUUUAGCUUCGAGCUGAACGCCCGUCAGUGGCUGUGUGUGAUCGGUAGUGACCUUUCUCGUUGUUGUCGUUCUCGUCAUCGUUGCAGCUACAGCCAUUUGGAAUUUCAUUAGAACUUCGUAGAUUAUCCAGGAUCCGAAAUUGUGAUCAUGAUUUUUUGAUUGACUGUGGAUUCUACAAGUUCGAAAAACUUUAGAAUGCACAUUCGGACAUUGGUGACCGUACUGCAGGUCGUGUGGUACGGAUUAGCAUUUACGUUUGCGACGAUCGACAAUGAUCGCUUUGGUGGGUGACAUCAUCGAGGGCGAUAGCUGCGUUUUGGCGGAUGGAACCAACGGAACAUGCAGCCGCGAUCUUGAGUGUGAAUAUUUGAAAACAAUUCCGCAGCAUUCCUGGAUCAAGUGUUCGUUUGACAAGAAUGUGUCGAUUGUGUGCUGUCGCAGUCCUCCAAAGACGCGCUUCGAUAUGAAAAGUAGAAGUGAACAAAUGUGUGAUAGCUUCGAUUCGUUCAAUGAUGCAGCGAACCACAUCUACGCUGGUACGGAAGCUGGCGAAGACGAAUUCCCGUAUCUUGGGGCGCUCGCUUUCACCGGCGGAAACGAACUGGCCUUUCGUUGUGGAGCUAACCUCAUUUCGGAUCAGUACAUGCUAACUGCGGCGCACUGUUUAACUUUUGAGCGGCCUGCGUUCGUUCGAUUGGGAGUCGUUGACAUAGUUACCAAAAGUAAAACCGAUCCUCCAGUUGACAUAGGCAUUGAGGAUAUUAUCAUUCAUCCAGACUAUGUCCCCCGCCCAUUGGCGAACGACAUCGCACUGAUUAAAUUGAACCGAACUGUGACGGAAGACUUCCUCAAACGGAUAUGCUUGUACACCAAUAUCUCAGAUCCGUCUCCUGAUGUAAAAUUGUCAAUCGCUGGCUGGGGAAGUACCGAGUCGAACGACUGGGAGAUGUCUCCGGUGCUGCUGAAGGCCAAUGUAACCACAUACGACCGGGAAGACUGCAACAAAAUCCUAAUAGAGGAUAAAACUCCCCGCCGGAAGCUACUGAAGUUGAAUACGGAUCAGCUGUGUGCCCUGGGACGGAACACGACCGGACAUAAUACAGGGGACACGUGCGUCGGAGAUUCGGGUGGGCCGUUGGAGCUAGCGAUCGGGCGUCGAAGGUGGAUCGUCGGGUUGACAUCAACGGGGAAGAUCUGCGGAACGAGUUAUCCCGGUAUCUACACUCGGGUGUCCCAAUUUAUCGGCUGGAUCGAGAAGGAGGUUUGGCCGGAAAAUUAAAGAGGACGGGAAGUGGCGUGAAUGAUUGAGUUGAAUGAGAGUGCUUAUUCGUGGAGAUUAAGACAAAAUGUGAUUGAAAGCAAAUAAUACCUUUAGGUGACAUUAUACGCAAAACCAACUUUUUAGUAGAUUUUUAUUUUUA
This is a messenger RNA of Armigeres subalbatus, 1520 nucleotides long. RefSeq names its product serine protease Hayan-like. The coding region runs from base 371 to 1378 and encodes 335 amino acids. Lineage: Eukaryota; Metazoa; Arthropoda; Insecta; Diptera; Culicidae. The transcript has 2 exons. The record is from RefSeq and is a predicted model, not a curated record. Gene Ontology annotation, molecular function: serine-type endopeptidase activity. Gene Ontology annotation, biological process: proteolysis.